This is a messenger RNA of Momordica charantia (bitter melon), 1992 nucleotides long. NCBI's taxonomy places the organism in Eukaryota, Viridiplantae, Streptophyta, Magnoliopsida, Cucurbitales, Cucurbitaceae. The record is from RefSeq and is a predicted model, not a curated record.
UUGUCUCUGUUUAUCCAUUUUCAUGAAUCGUAUACUUUUCUUGAUCUGGGUUGCCAUUUUUUUGGGUUUUGGUUUCUGGGUUUUGAAUUUGUUUGUUUUCCCAAUGUGGGUUUCUUGAUAUUUUGUUUUUUUUUCCUUUAAAUCGAUUCUCCUCCUUGAGUUUUUAUACCGUUUAUUCUCCUUUUUCUUAGAAUCAUAUGAUUUCGACUUGAUGUCUUGUUUGGUAUUUGGUGUUUUAAGUGGUUAGUUUUCCUUACAUGCUUGCAUUUAACUUGAAGAAGUGCAGAAUUUUCAAUCAGUUCAGAGGUCUUAAAGAACUACAUUUUUUAGUCUUAAGAACUAAAUGUUGAAAGAGAAGGCAAAAUCUUACUGUUUUCUUUGUAACUGGGGUAUUGAGGCUCAACACUUAUAAUGCUGAUGACUCAUUCCUACUAAUUAUCGAGGAGGUUUUGCCCAAUCUUAACCUAGAAUUUUGGAGGGCAUUCCAGACAUCUGGGGUUUAACAAAAUUUUGUACUUAUAAACAACAGUAUGGAGUAUUUGGAUUUGCAUUUGUCCUAAAGAGCUAUUUUACAUGAUUUUUGCUGGUUUGUUUCUCAAUCUAGGAACCAUUUCUUUGAUUAGAGGAAUUUCAUUCUUUUUGAAAUUGGUUUUUGAGUUUGCUCCUGUCUUAAUUUGUGAGAAAACAAGGAGGGAAAAUAAACAUCUAGAAUUCUUUAGUUUGUAUCGUUGCAAGUAUCUAUAGCAUCGGGCUCAAAAUAAACUUCUCGAGUAAAAUAAACUGUUCUACUGCAGGUGAUGUUUUUAAUAGUUAGAUGCCCAAAAAAUUGAAAAGCUUGAAGGUCUCAACCUUUGGUUUCUUCUGUGUUGUUUUACUUCCUCGGAUAAUUGAUGGAGAAUUUGCAUGUMAAUUCCAAAAAUCUUGAAAAUGGGGGAUCAUUUUGUGCUGUUAGUGGAUCGGUUGCUCACUGAAUCAAACGUUGAAGCUACUAUUGAGAGCAAAAACAGAAUCCAUCAGCCCAUGGCCUCAACAAAUGUAGAUAAUGUGAUAUCUUCCUUAAAUAUAGAUGUCGAUUCCAUGUUGCCUUCAAGCAAAUCUGUUGAGUGCAGAAUUUGCCACGAUGAGGAUGUCGAAUCAAACAUGGAGACCCCAUGUUCUUGCUGUGGCAGCUUGAAGUAUGCUCAUCGCAAGUGCGUACAGAGGUGGUGCAACGAGAAAGGCAAUACAAUGUGUGAGAUUUGCCACCAGCAAUUUAAGCCCGGGUUUACAGCACCUCCCCCUGUAUUUUAUUAUGGAGGUAUUGGUUCGCCAAUACAUUUCAGGGGAAAUUGGGAGAUGUCUAGACUGAACCUGCAUGUAUCUGCAGGAAUGCCUGAUCACGAUUAUGUUGAUUCUGACAUUGAUGAUUUCCUCGCUCCCUCUCCGAGAAGCGUGUUGUGCUGCCGCAUAGUUGCAGUUAUUUUUAUCGUUCUCCUCCUCUUACGCCAUACGCUACCAAUUAUAAUCAGCGGAACUGGAGAGUAUUCAUUGACAUUGUUAAUGUUGCUCAUCUUGAGAAUUGUUGGGAUUCUUCUGCCAAUAUAUGUCAUGGUUAGGGCGUUUACUUCCAGCCAACGGCGUCGCCAUUAUCAGGAUCCAUUAGAUGAUGAAAGUGACUCGACGAACCAUCCUCAACCACGCUUCAUCCACUUGAGAUAGUAAUCCCUCGGCCCCGUUUCUGAUAUGAUGGAAAUGAUGCUAUCGACAAAAAGGAAGGCCAUCAAUGGCAUUCAUAGCAAGGAAGUUACGAGGUACGAGUCUGCAUCCGGUCCUUGUAGCAAGACACAACCCGGUUUCAUCAUUUGUGAGGGAGUCAGCAGAAACUCCUUUGGUUAAGAAUCUAAUUUCUUGUGCAAUGGAAUCAUUGGCUCGAGUCUCUGAUGUAUAAAAGCAUGGAACAGUUAGUAGGGGAUUUGAUCUGUAUAUUAAGUAUUGAUUUCAAUAUUCUGUGUA